UACAACGAGAUGGCGACACCAAGCUGGUUCGGACUGUUACACUUAGUGGUUUAUGUUACGUGUGCAACUGCGGCCAUUACAGACUUCGAGACACAGGUGGACCAUGUUAUUCAACAGGCCCACGGCUGUCGCCAUAACAACCCCGGCCUGGCGGUCGCUGUCGUCAAGAACGGCAAAGUAAUAUUGGCGAAAGGUUAUGGCGUGAGGGACGUGUCGACAGGAACUCCCACAACGAACACCACUGUCUUUGGUAUAGCGUCCCUCAGCAAGGCAUUCGCAGCAACGUUAUUAAUGAAACAACUCGGACCAAACAACCUCACAAUCUACUCAACGGUAGCAGAUAUCUUGGGUGACCAUUUUCAAUUUUCUACCAAUAUCCGAACUCAGAAUGCCGAUCUCCGAGACCUUUUAGCCCAUACCUUAGGCAUACCCGGAAACAACUACAUCCGACUCGACACGAACUUAACACUUCAAAAUCUGCCGAGUCGGAUCAAGAAUUUGAAAUCAAUCCAUCCUUUCCGGAGCUCCUUCAUGUAUAACAAUCUCAUGUACGGACUAGUUACCGAGAUCUCAGAGAAACUUGGUCACAAAACGUGGCAACAACUAAUAAAUACAAAUAUUUUCACGCCUCUCGGAAUGACCGGAUCUACUUUCAUGACGACAGUUAACAGAAAAAACACUGACGUUGCGCAGGGAUACGUGGAUGAUUUUGACACGGGAGCAAUAGUUCCAGUACCCGAGGAACUAAAUAGGUUCUGGGGCAAGCUAGCGGGUUCUGGUGGGGUAAUGAGUAAUGCUGUGGACAUGACAAAAUGGAUGAUGUUUCAUUUGAAUGGCGGGAAAAACUCGGCUGGUCACCAAGUGGUUGACGCGCACGCACUGGCGUCCAUCUAUGUUCCCAGGAAUUCGAUACGCAGCUCCACGGUCGGUCGAUAUUUCACCAAACCAGAUGUGCCGGUAACUACAAGCGAGAACAACUACGCCUUUGGUUGGAAAAAUGGAUUCUACAGAGGGUACCCGAUUCUCCGCCAUACCGGAACUACAUUCGGAUACUCCUCGCUCCUAACGUUGAUACCCGACAUGGACAUUGGUGUUUUUAUUACAAUGACAGGAUCGGACCACGAUUACUUGUUCCGGACAGUUCUAGAGAAUUAUCUGGCUGAUAACGCACUCGGAGAAACUCCAUGGCUUAACGCUACUACAAUGUGCACGUUCCCAGAACCGUGGAUGCGAAAACACGUCACUACACAUCACUCAAUUGUGAAGAAUCUGCCCUUACAUCGGCCAGUGUCCUCGUACGUCGGCACCUACCAUAACGAGGCUUACGGCAAUUUAUAUGUACACAACCACGCGGGAGAUCAGUCUCAACUUAAUAUGCAGGUCGGGAUCGGAAACUGGAAACUUUUCCCAACGCAUACCACAGACCAUUUUGAUGGAGAAGGGGAGGGAACUCUAUAUAAGAUAAAGGAUUUAAGAAACGUACAGUUUCAUUUGGACUCGCACAGCUCAGGAAUCCACAGCAUUGAGGUUCCUAGUUUUGAAUCGCAUGCCCCACCACUGUUCACGAAAACGACAUCUGAUCUUCCAGGAUUGCUUAUCGGAUGAUAGAUUAAAUGAUUCACUGUCUAAAUCA
Messenger RNA from Pecten maximus, 1633 nucleotides. Its product is annotated as protein flp-like. The transcript is spliced from 6 exons. Lineage: Eukaryota; Metazoa; Mollusca; Bivalvia; Pectinida; Pectinidae. The record is from RefSeq and is a predicted model, not a curated record. The coding region runs from base 10 to 1605 and encodes 531 amino acids.